Molecule: messenger RNA, 351 nt
Organism: Rotaria socialis
Lineage: Eukaryota; Metazoa; Rotifera; Eurotatoria; Philodinida; Philodinidae
Source: the annotation of a GenBank genome assembly
AUGAAUUUACUUGUUGGUAGCGGAACAGCUACAAAUAAUGAUGUUAUAAGAAAAGCAUUUGAAUUAUUAAUCAAUCAGCAUGAGUUAAUUCCAAAUAUAAUGUUGAAAUUAUUGAAUAAAGAAUGUAAUUUAUUCAAUAAUACAAAACUUAUCCAUCCAAUUACAUAUGAACAAAGUCGUAAAGAAUUAACAGAAGCACGUGAAAAUCCAAGCGCAAUCUAUACCAUAUCACCAGCUGACCUAUGGGUAUUACAUCAUUGCGAAAACAACGAAUGUUAUCUAGACAUUAGAUCGGAUGCAAACAAACAUCAAAUUGAUUUAGCUAGAAUGCAGAUUAAUGUAUCACAAUAA